Messenger RNA from Talaromyces amestolkiae, 2745 nucleotides. RefSeq lists its product as uncharacterized. The transcript is spliced from 2 exons. Gene Ontology annotation, biological process: primary miRNA processing; mRNA processing. Bases 1 to 2745 code for a protein of 914 amino acids. Lineage: Eukaryota; Fungi; Ascomycota; Eurotiomycetes; Eurotiales; Trichocomaceae. Gene Ontology annotation, cellular component: nuclear body. The record is from RefSeq and is a predicted model, not a curated record.
AUGAUUAACGCGAUAGACGGGAAAACAGGCACCUCACAAGACCGCCGUCGAGGCGGUGCGGGUCGCGGCCGAUCGCGCUCACCCCCAGGUAUUGAUCGCUAUGAACCCCAAGAUCGCAAUCGUGGUGCCCGCGGUGACGAAUACUACACACCUACUCGAGACACGAGAGACUAUACGCCUCGCGAUCGUGAUGACCGUCGUCGAGCUGCUUCCCCAGCUGUGAUUGAUCGCUACAUCCCGGGCCAAGAUGCAGGCAAACGAAUCGUUCCUACAAAUCCGCUUCCGAAUCCCAUGUCGCUCGAUAUUCAGGUCGGUUUUACGUGGUUUGCUGAGUGGUGGAGGGCAGAACAGAAUAUCAAAGAGGAGAAAGAGCGCGCUAAACACGGCGGUCGUCACCCUUCAGAUCGCGUCAAGGGCGAAAAGGAAGCUCGCGAAGAUCGCGACAAAGAGAAGAGCCUGAUCCAGGCGGCCUACGAUACUUACAAGGCAGAUUUGCAGAUUAAGAUGUCGCGCACAUUUGUUAAGCAGCAUCGCGGUGAGGAGUGGUUCAAAGAGCGAUAUGUGGCAGAAGUUCGAGACCCGCUGCGACGACGUAUGAUGGAUUUUCGACGUGGUGUUUAUGAUCAAUGGGAACGCGAUAUUGAGACUGGGUAUUUCGAUGAGUUUACACUGGAAGGAAUUUACAAAAGCGAGAGCGACGGUGCAGGUGGUGUUAUUGAAAAGGAAGAAGGAGAAGCCACCGCAGUCGGAGAGACGCUUAGUGUUCUUGAUCUACUUCCGGCUCGAGGCGCGGAAUUGCGUGAUGAAGCGUUGUCCCAACCUGCAUUAUUAAUCAAGACUCUGGCGCCGAACGUGAAUCGGAACAAGAUUGAGGAGUUUUGCAAAGAGCAUUUGGGCGAACAAGAUGGUGGUUUCAGAUGGCUCAGUUUGAGCGAUCCUAAUCCUUCUAAAAAGUUCCAUCGUAUGGGCUGGAUCAUCUUGCAUCCUGCUGCGCAUGAACCUUCCUUGGUUGAAAGAGGCGAUGGUCGCGAUGAGGAAGGGGAAGAGAAGGAGGCGGAGAAUGCGCCCAACGGAUCAAAGACGGGAUCUACAGCAGAGAAAGCGCUCGAAGCUGUUAAUGACAAAACCAUUUAUGACCCUGUCAACGGAGACUUUGUUUGUCAUGUUGGUGUGCAUGUUCCUCCAUCACAGCCACGCAAAAAAGCUCUCUGGGAUCUCUUUUCCGCUCCAGAACGCAUUGAGCGUGACCUUGAGCUUGCGCGUCGUCUGGUUACGAAAUUGGAUGGAGAGAUGGGCGAUGUUGAUGCAUUUACUAAGAUUGAGUCUAAAGUGGAGGAUCUCCGACAGAGAGGUUUCUUGCAACCAACAGCACCUGCGUCAGACGCAUCAAAGAAGAAAAAUGGACUUGAUACUGAAAUGGAUGACGGGGAAGCUGAAGAGGGCGAAGAGAUGGAAGGGUUAGACGAGGAAGACGUGGACGAUGAGGAUCUUCUGGUCAAGAAAAAGCAAAUCGACUUAAUUGUGGAAUACCUUCGACGUGUGCAUAAUUUCUGCUUCUAUUGUGUCUUCGAAAGUGACUCGGUACACGAGUUGGUUCGGAAGUGCCCUGGCGGUCAUCUGCGUCGACCUCGGUCCGGCCUUAGCAACCAGGCCAAACAAGUUGCUAGAGCUAGUGCUAUGGGCGAACCAUUUCCUACUAAAAAGAAAGAGGCUAGUGAGGAUGGCGAAGAAACUCCUGCAGUAGAAGACAAGCGGCCUCAGAAGCUGUCCAAAGGCGAACAACAGCUACAGCGUGCGUUCAAUUGGGUCAAGACGUUUGAAGAUAAGCUCCUCCAAAUCCUAGAGCCCGAGAACGUGGAUCUUUCCAAACUAGGUGGGAAAGAUGUCGAGCAAGCGUUGGAAGAAGAGUUGGCAAAGUACGUCAAGCAAGAAGAUGAGUUCAAAUUCCGAUGCAAGGUCCCCGAUUGCUCGAAGUUAUUCAAGGCGGAUCAUUUUUGGCGUAAGCAUGUGGAAAAGCGUCAUGAAGACUGGUAUCAGAAUAUCAAGAAUGAUCUCUUGCUGGUCAAUGAAUACGUCCUGGAUCCGGCUCAUAUAGCACCAUCGCGAACGGACGCGAAUAGCAAUGGUCACUUCCCACUUGGCAGUAACCACGUUCAGCCAGGCACACCGCGUGGCUUCAACCUCGCUGCAAACAUGCCCUACUUUAACGGUAAUGUACCGAAUACAUUCCAAGGCAUGCAUGCAGGUAGCGGCAAUUUCUCUGGGUUCAUGGGCGUCAACCCCUCCGGUUUCAACGGCAUGAUGGGUGACGGCGCAAUGAUCUCACAUCACGGCCAACCUGGAGCGAUGCGCCGCGGUGGAGGACGGUAUAGUAACCGUUCGGGACCAUAUGAUCGACGUGGCGGAAACAGACCCAACAAUUACGGCGCUAAUCAAGGMCGUCUGAGCCCUGUGCGCGGUAUGCCAGGCAUGUUCAGCGGCGCUGGUGGUCGUCUUCCUGGCGGCGGUAAUUUUGGUAUGAACAACAUGCCGUAUGUACCACCAGGUCACCCUGCAGCCGCCAUGCUCCCACAAGGUGGUGUCGGUGGUGGUCCUGGUGGCGCAGGAGGUCCUGGCGGUUUCCUGGACGGUGGCAGUGGACAUCAAGCCAUGGGACCUAGAGAGGCGGUCCAGGGACGUAGUUUGAAGAGCUAUGAGGAUCUGGAUGCGGUGGGUGGCUCGGGAAGUGGAGAAUUGAAUUACUGA